Messenger RNA from Micropterus dolomieu (smallmouth bass), 879 nucleotides. Its product is annotated as ring-infected erythrocyte surface antigen-like. The record is from RefSeq and is a predicted model, not a curated record. Bases 1 to 879 code for a protein of 292 amino acids. The transcript is spliced from 3 exons. NCBI's taxonomy places the organism in Eukaryota, Metazoa, Chordata, Actinopteri, Centrarchiformes, Centrarchidae.
AUGGAUCAGAACGUGGGUCAGAACGUGGGUCAGAACGUGGAUCAGAACGUGGGUCAGAACGUGGGUCAGACCAUGGGUCAGAACGUGGGUCAGAACGUGGAUCAGACCAUGGAUCAGAACGUGGGUCAGAACGUGGGUCAGAACGUGGAUCAGAACGUGGGUCAGAACGUGGAUCAGGCCGUGGAUCAGGCCACCGUGGAUCAGACCGUGGAUCAGACCGUGGAUCAGAACAUGGGUCAGAACGUGGGUCAGAACGUGGAUCAGACCAUGGAUCAGAACGUGGGUCAGAACGUGGAUCAGAACGUGGGUCAGAACGUGGAUCAGACCGUGGAUCCGAACGUGGAUCAGACCGUGGAUCAGACCGUGGAUCAGAACGUGGGUCAGAACAACGCGGAUCAGACCGUGGAUCAGAACGUGGGUCAGAACGUGGAUCAGAACGUGGGUCAGAGCGUGGAUCAGAACGUGGGUCAGAACGUGGGUCAGAUCGUGGAUCAGAACGUGGAUCCGAAUGUGGAUCAGACCGUGGAUCAGAAGGUGGAUCAGAUCGUGGAUCCGAAUGUGGAUCAGAACAUGGAUCAGAACGUGGGUCAGAACGUGGAUCCGAACGUGGAUCAUAACGUGGAUCCGAAUGUGGAUCAGACUGUGGAUCAGAACGUGGAUCCGAAUGUGGAUCAGACCGUGGAUCAGAUUGCGGGUCAGAAUGCGGAUCAGAAGGUGGAUCAGAUCGUGGAUCCGAAUGUGGAUCAGACUGUGGAUCAGACCGUGGAUCAGAACGUGGGUCAGAACGUGGGUCAGAACGUGGGUCAGAACGCGGGUCAGAAGGUGGAUCAGAUCGUGGACCCGAAUGUGGAUCAGACCGUGGAUCAGAACUUGUGUUAG